Messenger RNA from Myotis brandtii (Brandt's bat), 2933 nucleotides. It is a transcript of the gene SLC37A2, whose product is annotated as solute carrier family 37 (glucose-6-phosphate transporter), member 2. Gene Ontology annotation, biological process: phosphate ion transmembrane transport; glucose-6-phosphate transport. Gene Ontology annotation, cellular component: endoplasmic reticulum membrane. The transcript has 23 exons. Bases 296 to 2212 code for a protein of 638 amino acids. Gene Ontology annotation, molecular function: glucose 6-phosphate:phosphate antiporter activity. The record is from RefSeq and is a predicted model, not a curated record. Lineage: Eukaryota; Metazoa; Chordata; Mammalia; Chiroptera; Vespertilionidae.
UGGACCAGAGCUUUGGGUCUUUCUGAGUGCCUGGCCCUUUCUCCUGGGCAGGGAACCUUUGCAGCCCAUUUUCCAUGCGUCUCCUGACUCCAGUUGCUGACUCAGCUCAGCUGAUCUCUGCUGGGGAAGCAGACAGUGACUCAGGGCACCAAGGCCCUUCCCAGGCCCCGCAGCCGGGCGUGCACGGAAACUUUACUGGUGUUUGGCUGAACCCUUCUUUCCAUCCCAGACGCAGUGCACGGGGUACCGAGGCUUCAUCCUGCUGCUCACCUUCUUCAUCUACACAUGUUAUCACAUGUCCAGGAAGCCCAUCAGCGUGGUGAAGAGCCGUCUGCACCAGAACUGCUCAGCGAUCAUCCAGCCCCCCAAUGCCACCCACAGUCCCAACGACACCACGUGGUGCAGCUGGCCUCCGUUUGACCAGGACAACUACAAGGAGUUGCUGGGCGCCGUGGACAACGCCUUCCUGGUGGCCUAUGCCAUCGGCAUGUUCAUCAGUGGGAUUUUCGGGGAGCGGCUCCCCCUUCGUUACUACCUGUCGGCCGGAAUGCUGCUCAGUGGCCUCUUCACCUCGCUCUUUGGCCUGGGGUAUUUCUGGGACAUCCACGUGCUCUGGUACUUCGUGCUCAUUCAGAUCUGCAAUGGACUCGUCCAGACCACAGGCUGGCCCUCGGUUGUGACCUGCGUGGGCAACUGGUUUGGGAAGGGGAGGCGGGGGCUCAUCAUGGGCAUCUGGAAUUCCCACACCUCCGUGGGCAACAUUCUGGGCUCCCUGAUCGCCGGCAUCUGGGUGAGCGAGCGCUGGGGCCUGUCCUUCGUGGUCCCAGGCGUCAUCACCGCUGCCAUGGGCAUCGUCACCUUCUUCUUUCUCAUCGAGUACCCAGAGGAUGUGGACUGCACCACCCCUCAGCACCACGGGGAGUCGGAAGAGAAGCAGGACAGCCCUGAGGACCCGGGGAACAACCCCUACUGUCACCAGGAGAGCAGCCUGGAGGCAGCCACCGGAUGCUCCAAGGAGCCAAGCGCUCAGCCUGCUGCCAUCAGCUUUUGGGGGGCGCUCAUGAUCCCGGGUGUGAUCGAGUUCUCUCUGUGUCUGCUCUUUGCCAAGCUGGUCAGCUACACCUUCCUCUACUGGCUGCCCCUCUACAUCUUCAAUGUGGGUGAGUUCCGGGGAGAAGCGGUGAGGAAGGGGGCUCUGGUCCGAGAGGAAACCGUUGCGCGGGGGCUCAUCAUGGGCAUCUGGAAUUCCCACACCUCCGUGGGCAACAUUCUGGGCUCCCUGAUCGCCGGCAUCUGGGUGAGCGAGCGCUGGGGCCUGUCCUUCGUGGUCCCAGGCGUCAUCACCGCUGCCAUGGGCAUCGUCACCUUCUUCUUUCUCAUCGAGUACCCAGAGGAUGUGGACUGCACCACCCCUCAGCACCACGGGGAGUCGGAAGAGAAGCAGGACAGCCCUGAGGACCCGGGGAACAACCCCUACUGUCACCAGGAGAGCAGCCUGGAGGCAGCCACCGGAUGCUCCAAGGAGCCAAGCGCUCAGCCUGCUGCCAUCAGCUUUUGGGGGGCGCUCAUGAUCCCGGGUGUGAUCGAGUUCUCUCUGUGUCUGCUCUUUGCCAAGCUGGUCAGCUACACCUUCCUCUACUGGCUGCCCCUCUACAUCUUCAAUGUGGCUCACUUCAGUGCCAAGGAGGCGGGGGACCUGUCUACGCUCUUCGACGUCGGUGGCAUCACAGGUGGCAUCCUGGCGGGGCUCAUCUCCGACUACACCAAUGGCAGGGCCACCACCUGCUGCGUCAUGCUGAUCUUGGCCGCCCCCAUGUUGUUCCUGUACAACCACUUCGGCCAGAGCGGGAUUGCCAGCUCCAUAGUGAUGCUGAUCAUCUGUGGGGCCCUGGUCAAUGGCCCUUACGCGCUCAUCACCACUGCUGUCUCCGCCGACCUCGGGACACACCAGAGCCUGAAAGGCAACUCAAAGGCCCUGUCCACCGUCACGGCCAUCAUCGACGGCACCGGCUCCAUAGGUGCAGCUCUGGGGCCUCUGCUGGCCGGGCUCAUCUCGCCCACCGGCUGGAACAACGUCUUCUACAUGCUCAUCUCUGCUGACAUCCUGGCCUGCUUGCUCCUCUGCCGGCUGGUGUACAAAGAGAUCCUGGCCUGCAAGUCACACCUGAGCCCAGGCACCGGCUCUUGUCUCGCCUUAACCCACACGCAGUAGUCGUUCCCUCAAGCCCCAUGACUUUUGUAUAAAGAAAUAUGAGGCCCCGAUUGGAAAAGAAGCGUGGAGGGCCCCAAAGUGCUCCCCCUGGCAAGACCAUUGAAACUGCGGGACGCUGAGACAAAGCCUCUCGAUCUAACACCAGCCUUCAGAGCACUCGGGGACCCUGAGGGGCUGGGGGAGUCUCCGUGGGAAGAGGCCGGCCAGGCGGAAGGCGUCUCCAUCCUGCAGAGGGAAACACCUGCUCAGACUCCUGCUGGUUCAGAUCCCAGGACCGAGGCCGCGGCUGCCCAGGGCCAAGGCGGGAAAAGGCACGUCUCUCCUUCCUGUGUAGAAUUGGACCUCUGUGGUCAGCUUGUACCUACAGAUGGGAUUCUGACCCGGUUUCAGGGCAGCCCAGCCUCUCUUUGUCCCUUUGUUCACAAGCCAUUUAUCGCCAUUUGAACCUGUUCCUAACUCCUGACCCAUUUGGGUUAAAGGACCGUUGCUAUAUCCAGGGUCAGGUCUAGGGGGAGGUGCUGAAGGCGUCAUUCUUCGGCCUCCUUUGCCUCACCCUUGUCCCAGCCUCUAUGUCUCAAGUAGAGACCACACAUCAGGGCAGUGCUGUGGGGAAUGGGAGCCAGGACUGAAAAUACCAGUGUGUAUGUGUUGUUUUUUAUAUAUAUUUUUAUUGACUUCAGAGAGGAAGGGAGAGGGAGGGAGAGAGAGAUGGAAACAUCAA